AUGACGUGGGCCUCCUGCGUCCGUGACGGGGAGCUCAACGCGGCGCGGGGCGUUGUGGUGUCGGGAACAGGCAACCCGCACGGGGUUGAGGAGGCUUUUUUGCGCGCAUUUUCUGGGGUGUGCGGGUGCACGCCCUCGUUGAACCCCGGCAACACGCCGACGAUCAGCUUCCGGGCGACGCUGCUUUUGGAUGCGCAUACCCCGCCGCAUUCGACUCGAGUCUGCGGUCAGCUUCGCAGUGGGCGUCUCUGUCGACGGCUGGCAAAGGGCAACGGGGGCGGCCAGCACGCUGCCGCCGAAGCAAAUUAUUUGGCCACGACGCGGCUACACGCAAGGUGCGCAGCUUCGUGUUUCCCCCAGGCUACCGACUGA
Molecule: messenger RNA, 372 nt
Organism: Trypanosoma conorhini
Lineage: Eukaryota; Euglenozoa; Kinetoplastea; Trypanosomatida; Trypanosomatidae
Exons: 1
Coding region: 1-372 (123 amino acids)
Source: RefSeq, a predicted model, not a curated record